Chanos chanos (milkfish) is the source of this 939-nucleotide messenger RNA. RefSeq names its product GTPase IMAP family member 7-like. Gene Ontology annotation, molecular function: GTP binding. The record is from RefSeq and is a predicted model, not a curated record. The coding region runs from base 1 to 939 and encodes 312 amino acids. The transcript is spliced from 3 exons. NCBI's taxonomy places the organism in Eukaryota, Metazoa, Chordata, Actinopteri, Gonorynchiformes, Chanidae.
AUGUAUCUUGUAGAGAGCCUUACUGAAAACGAGGUUGGACCAGACACUGGAACUUCAAAUGCAGAAUCAUCUCAGCCCCCUGAUUUGAGGAUCAUUUUGGUGGGUAAAACUGGAUCAGGGAAGAGUUCAACAGGAAACACCAUCCUUGGUACAGAGGUUUUUAAAACAGAACUUUCACCCACAUCUGUGACUGAGCACUGUCAGAAAGAACAGAGAGAAAUCAAAGGAGGAAUCGUCUCAGUGAUUGACACUCCUGGAAUAUUUGAUACUUCACUAAGUGAGAAUGAAAUGAAAGAUGAAAUUGACAGGUGUAUUAAGAUGUCAGUCCCUGGACCCCAUGUGUUUCUCGUGGUUAUCAGGUUAGAUGUAAGAUUUACAGAGGAGGAGAAGAAGUCUGUAGAGUGGAUUAAGCAGAACUUUGGUGAAGAAGCAUCAGAUUAUAUCAUCAUACUAUUCACCCAUGCUGAUCAGCUGAAGACUAAAAAAGUGGAUGAUUGGAUAAGAGAAAGUAAGGAUCUCAGUGAAUUCUUGUUGGGCUUUGGGAACAGAUAUUGUGCAUUCAGUAAUGUGGAAGAAUCAGAUAAGUCACAGGUCACAGACCUACUGGAGAAGAUAGAUGCCAUGCUGGAGUGCAAUGGAGGGAGGUUUUAUACUAAUGAGACCUACAGAAAAAUCCAGGCAGAAUUGGAGAGUAGGAGAAAGAUGGAAAAGGCAGAAUUGGAGAGUAAGAGAAGAAUGGAGAAGGCUAAGGAUGUUGCAUUAGGUGUGGCAUCAGCAGUAGGGACAGGAACAGUCAUAGCAGGAGGAGUAGUUUUGGGUGUGGCUGAGGCGGUGGUGGUGUUACCAGCUGUGGGGAUUGCAGCAGGAGCUGCACUUGCAGCAGGAGCUGCACUUGCAGCAGGAGCAGGUGUAUCGCUGAUUGUGAAAAAGAGGACCUAA